This is a messenger RNA of Rhizophagus irregularis DAOM 181602=DAOM 197198, 876 nucleotides long. RefSeq lists its product as uncharacterized. The record is from RefSeq and is a predicted model, not a curated record. NCBI's taxonomy places the organism in Eukaryota, Fungi, Glomeromycota, Glomeromycetes, Glomerales, Glomeraceae.
AUGAAAAUAGUAUUAAAUCGCCUUAGAGAAAAAAAAACUCUUGAUCAAAAUUACUUUAAGCCAAGGUAUUAUUUUGUAACGGAAUGGUGUCUUGACAUGCAUGGUUAUCUUGACAGGGAAGAAUUAGAAGCUCGUCUUGAAGAAAUCAAUAGAAUAGUCGCUGCAAACCCAUUGCUUAGUGAAAGAGUAAAAAAUGGUCUUUUAUAUGCUUUCGUCUUCCUUUUCCUUAUUUUUGGUGGGUUUAUUAUUGGCCUUUCUAUUCCUUCUUUUAUAUAUGGUCAAAAUGAUGGUUAUGUUACUCCCUCCGUGAUGCAAGUUAUCAAUAUUAUCGCUUUCUUUGUGGGGAAAUAUUUUGUCAACCAAGCAGCAGAACGUCGCUCCUCACAAUUUUCUGAAGCUAUUAAAAAAUUGUUCGAUCAAUAUAACGCCAAAGAUAACCCAACUGCCAAUUGGAAACUUAAGUGGCGUAACGUUAUCACUCAUUAUAACUUAGAAAUACCAUAUUAUUCAUUUGAAAAAACGAGUUUUGAUAGCAAGGGAAAGAUAACGCCAAAGUAUGCUGAGGAAGCAGAGAUAGAGCUAGAAAUAAAUGACGCCCUCUCUGAAAUCACCGAGUGUACCAUCCGUUUGCACCUUUAUAGAAAUAAUAAACUUAAAAGAAUUACUAACCAACAAGAGGAACUUGAGAGACUUCUUGCAUCAAACGAGGACUUGUCAAUUAUCAUCGAUGAUAAGAAAUUGCCUGAAAUUCCUUUCAAUUACGCACCCCGACCCAACAACACGCCCCUGCCUAACGACACGCCUCCAUGUCACAAUACUCCAUAUAAUCCGCAGAUGGGCUCUGCAUAUACGGGUCAAAAUAACAAUCAAAAUUAA